AUGGACACAUUCAAGUCACUCACGGUAGGUGCCAAGUUUAGCCAUUCCCGAAACAGUGCUCCUUCAAAAUUGUUCUCACACGGGAAGACAACAAAACCUUUUAUGGGCUCGCUUGAGCUCUUAAAUCAGUUAGACAAUGGUGAAGAAAGUACCAAUGUCAAAGACACUGUUUUUUCUCCCCAGCCUAGCAUAAAUAUUGAUAUGUUUGAGGGUGUUUUAGAUCAUCGAAGUGGUGGUAUUGAUCCUGGUGCUCCUGCGGACGAUACGCGAAGUAACCAAGCCCCAAAAUCGAAUCCUCUGAAGCCGAUGAGCUAUAAAAAGAUGAAAAAUACGUGGCGAAAGAACGACUUGCAGGUGGUGGGAAUCGACAUUCCAGCUCCUAUCACACACUUUUCUGAUUUGGUUCGUCCUCCUCUGAACGUGCAGGCUAACGUGAUUGGAAAUUUGUUUGAACGCGAUCAUAAGUUGCCUACGCCAAUUCAGAUGCAGGCAAUCCCAUCGCUAAUUCACGAGCGCGACGUUUUGGCGUGCGCGCCCACUGGAUCAGGCAAGACUAUAGCUUUUCUAGUUCCUAUGUUUGCAUUGCUUAAGGAACCAAGCCGUGAGACAGGAGUACGAGCGCUUAUUGUGUCUCCGACAGUAGAGCUGGCACAGCAGAUUGAGCGUGAGGCCUUUUUCUUAAUGAGAGGCCAGCGCUGGCGUUUUGUUCAGCAUGGUCAGACCACUAGAAACAAAGAUAUCAUGAUCUCUAGCCCAGGACGCAUCGUUUCGCUGCUUGAGAAAAGGCUCUUGGACUUGUCACAGGUACAGUACAUUGUGUUUGAUGAGGGUGAUCGUCUCUGGGACACCGGGACCGACUUCAUUCAAGUUGUGGACAAAAUCCUAUUAGCAUGCUCACGUAAAGAUAAGGUCAUUUCUCUUUUCACAGCUACACUGAGUGAAAAAAUUGAAACGGCCGCACGAACCGUCAUGCGCGGAGAUCCCAUUCGCAUAAUUGUGCGAGGGCGGCAAAGUUCCAACACAAAGGUCCAGCAGAAGCUUGUUUUUUGUGGAAAUGAACUUGGGAAGAUAGUAGCGAUGCGCAAUCUCAUCCGAGAGGGCAUAACACCGCCUGUUCUUAUUUUUGUUCAAAGUAUUGAGCGCACUAAAGAGCUCUACGAUGAAAUUCGCUCACAGGGGUUGCACGUUGCUUUCAUAAACGCCAAGAUGAGUAUUGAGGAGCGUGAUGAGACUGUGCUUAACUUUCGAUUAGGUAAAAUUUGGUUUCUUAUCACGACGGAGUUGUUGUCCCGUGGCAUUGACUUCAAAAAUGUUGGUACUGUGAUCAACUUCGAUUUCCCUUUAUCGGUUGCAUCUUACAUCCAUCGUGUAGGUCGCACUGGUAGAGCUGGGAAGCAUGGUAUCGCCAUCACAUUCUUCACCGAGGAUGAUCGUGAAAGACUUCCGCCAGUCGCAAAGGUUAUUAAAGAGUCUGGAAAUGAUGUGGAAGAUUGGAUUUUGGAGAUCAAAGUGGAUCGUGCGUUGCGGCGUCGCCUAGAAAGGACAACACCACGACGCAUGAUUGUGAGCACACGGAAACGCAUGCUCAUUGCCGAUCAGCGUAUAGAAAGGCAAUAUCGCCGUUUGGAAAGUGAGGAAGCAGCCAAUGCUAGCCAAACAGGAAGGUAA
Molecule: messenger RNA, 1668 nt
Organism: Phytomonas sp. EM1
Lineage: Eukaryota; Euglenozoa; Kinetoplastea; Trypanosomatida; Trypanosomatidae
Source: the annotation of a GenBank genome assembly